CACCAUCUUCCUUGUCCCUCGAGGGACUCUGGGCAGAUCUUUGUCUUGGAAUGUUUCGUUUGAUUGCUGAGAAAAAGGUGUCUGGUCAUUCGGGGCUAAAGACGAACAAGUUAACUCUGAUUCUCGCUUUGGAUGCAGCGCUAUGUCCAAGCCUCGCAUUGAAGACGUGUUUCAAAAUGGUCUGCCAGUCUUAAAGGGGCCUGAGAUUGUGGAGGAUGACAAAGAGAGGGAAGCUCUGACGGUUUCCACGUCAAAUCAUAUAAAGGAACGUGUCGAGUACAUCAAAUCGAUGUUGGGCUCCAUGGAAGAUGGAGAAAUAAGCAUUUCAGCUUAUGACACAGCGUGGGUUGCUCUUGUUGAAGACAUUCAUGGAAGUGGCCUUCCUCAGUUCCCAUCUACCCUUCAAUGGAUCGCCAAAAACCAGCUUCCCGAUGGUUCAUGGGGCGACAGUCAAAUUUUUUAUAGUUAUGAUCGGAUAAUCAACACUUUAGCCUGUGUUAUUGCCUUAAAAUCAUGGAAUAUUCAUCCUGAAAAGUACGAAAAAGGGAUUUCAUUUUUGAAAGAGAAAAUAUGUAAGCUGGAAUACGAGAACGCAGAGCAAAUGACCAUUGGAUUUGAAGUUGCUUUCCCCUCACUACUCGAAAUAGCUCGAAGUUUGAACAUUGAAGUAGCUGAUGAUUCCCCUGUGUUGCAAGAGAUAUAUGCAAAGAGAAACAUAAAGCUAACGAGGAUACCAAGAGACAUGAUGCACAAAGUGCCCACAACACUACUCUAUAGCUUGGAAGGGAUGCCAGGGCUGGAGUGGGAAAAGCUUCUUAAUCUGCAGUUCCAAGAUGGGUCUUUCUUGUUCUCUCCAUCAUCCACUGCCUUUGCACUCAUGCAGACCAAAGACGAUAACUGCCUCACUUAUUUAAAAAAUGCGGUCCACAGGUUUAAUGGUGGAGGCUAUGCCCUGGAAGUCCCCUGGUAUGCAAGCUUACCUCGCGUGGAGACAAGAUUCUACAUAGAGCAAUAUGGUGGUGACGAUGAUGUUUGGAUUGGGAAGACCCUCUACAGGAUGCCCUAUGUCAGCAAUAAAACGUAUCUGGAGCUAGCAAAACUAGACUACAACAAUUGCCAAGCCUCUCAUCGGAUGGAGUGGGAGAGCAUUCAAAAGUGGUACUCAGACUGUAAUCUUGGAGACUUUGGAUUGAGCAGAAAAACCCUGCUGUUUGCUUAUUUUUUGGCGGUAGCCAGUAUUUUCGAACCGGAAAGAUCCAACGAACGACUUGCAUGGGUGAAAACGACGGCGUUGGUGGAGGCAAUCACGUCAUACUUUGUCGAGGAGGAAAUGAGGAGAGCCUUUCUACAUGAAUUCAGGAACAACGCUGAUCCACGGGACUGCAUAAACAGAAGGUUCCACAUAUACAUAUAUAUACUACUCGACUCGAUCAAUCUAGAGUUUUUCGAUAAUAUAAAAUAG
Messenger RNA from Corylus avellana, 1462 nucleotides. NCBI's taxonomy places the organism in Eukaryota, Viridiplantae, Streptophyta, Magnoliopsida, Fagales, Betulaceae. The record is from RefSeq and is a predicted model, not a curated record.